Liolophura sinensis is the source of this 3598-nucleotide messenger RNA. RefSeq names its product protein HID1-like. The coding region runs from base 1 to 2427 and encodes 808 amino acids. The transcript is spliced from 20 exons. Gene Ontology annotation, cellular component: Golgi medial cisterna; membrane; Golgi trans cisterna. NCBI's taxonomy places the organism in Eukaryota, Metazoa, Mollusca, Polyplacophora, Chitonida, Chitonidae. The record is from RefSeq and is a predicted model, not a curated record.
AUGUAUUUGCAGCCUGUGGAGCCCCACGAUGAGGCAUUCUGGGAUCAGUUCUGGUCAGACAGUGUUACCUGUGUCCAGGAUGUGUUCACGCUAAUCCCUGCCGCGGAGAUCCGGGCUCUGAGGGAGGAGUCUCCCUCUAACUUGGCCACGUUAUGCUACAAGGCAGUGGAGAAACUGGUCACAGCUGCAGAGAGUGGAUGCCCUUCAAUGAAAGAGCAAACUACAGUGUUGAACUGUGUGCGUCUGUUGAUCAGAAUAUUACCAUACAUAUUUGAAGACCCCGACUGGCGAGGGUUUUUCUGGUCUACAUUACCAGGUCAGGCUGAAGACAUGGAGAAUGAGAGCGCUCCUCUGGCUCAAUCUCUGAUCAACGCUAUCUGUGAUCUUCUGUUCUGUCCAGAAUUUACAGUGUCAUCAAACAGAAAAACUGGUCCGGACAACCCUGAAGACAUGCAGUCUAUAGACAGCUGUGAGUACAUCUGGGAGUCGGGUGUGGGAUUUGCCCAUUCUCCCGCACACAACGCUUACCAUGAUCAAAACAGGACAGAGAUACUCAAGCUGCUCAUCACGUGCUUCUCAGAGACCAUGUAUCUUCCACCUGUAGCUGAUGCUCACACUCAGCCCAAUCCUUGGAUAGCUUUCUACUCCUCCACUGAAAACAGACAUGCCCUUCCUCUGUUCACCUCCCUGUUAAAUGUGGUGUGUGCAUAUGACCCUGUUGGGUAUGGGGUACCCUACAACCACUUGAUGUUUAACGACUCGCGGGAGCCCUUGGUGGAGGUGGCUCUGCAGGUUCUGUGUGUCACCUUGGAGAACGAGGCAGCCAAUCAGAGCGUGUCCGUAGACGGGACCACAGGGGGAACAGCCAUGGAUCAGAACAGUGAAACUGGAGGACCAGACAACCUGUUUGUUAAUUACCUUUCCAGGAUACACAGAGAGGAGGACUUCCUCUUCAUCCUGAAGGGUAUAACCCGUUUGUUGAACAAUCCACUCACUCAGACCUACCUGCCAGGCUCGUGUAAAAAAGUACAGUUUUUUCAGGAACUUCUUGUACUCUUCUGGAAGAUGUGUGACAUUAACAAGAAAUUCAUGUUCUACGUGCUGAAGAGUAGUGAUGUUCUGGACAUUCUGGUUCCCAUUCUCUACUUCCUCAAUGAUGCUAGAGCUGACCAGUCCCGUGUUGGUCUGAUGCACAUUGGGGUGUUCAUCUUGCUGCUGCUCAGUGGAGAGCGUAACUUUGGGGUGAGGUUGAACAAGCCGUACAGCGUCAGAGUUCCCAUGGAUAUCCCAGUCUUCACUGGCACUCAUGCAGACUUCCUGAUUAUCGUAUUCCACAAGAUCAUCACAACAGGUCACCAGCGUCUCCAACCUCUCUUUGACUGUCUCCUCACAAUCAUUGUCAACAUUUCCCCAUACUUGAAGACUCUUUCUAUGGUUGCCAGUACCAAGCUGCUCCAUCUCUUUGAAGCAUUCAGUACUCCAUGGUUUCUUUAUGCCAGCCCCACCAACCAUCACCUGGUCUUCUUCUUACUGGAGGUCUUCAACAACAUCAUACAGUAUCAGUUUGAUGGUAACUCCAACUUGGUGUACACUAUUAUCAGGAAGAGGAACGUGUUCCAUCAGCUGGCUAAUCUGCCGUCUGACCACUCGUCCAUAGCUAAGGCCCUUACCAAGCGUGGUAAGAAACUAGUCCAGCCCCAGAAUGACUCCAAGGAGCCUCAGACAAUGGAGGGGGCCAUUCCCGCUACAGAAGCCGAGCCAGGCACACUCAAAACUACACUGGCAGCUACCCCACGCCUAGAGAAGAUGACAGAGACCUCAGCCCCUGAUGAAGGUCACAAGCAGCCCACGCUCAAGGAACUGGCCUCAGCGGCUUCCAUGACCAGUGGUGUCCAGCCCUUGGGGGAGACCAGUGAGCAGAUAGGAGGUGGGGACGCUGGUCCAGCAGACACAGAACAGGGCAGGGCUAACAUUCACAAGAUGAAGAGCUUGCCUACUCCCCCCUCGAGUCCGGGCUCAUCCACUUCAGAGACCAGUCAUCAGAGACAAGCGAGAAGAUCUGGGUCGGUCACAUCUGCACCUGGGGGAAGCUGGGUCGCUACUCCAGACUGGGUUCACUCAUGGAAGCAGAAGUUACCAUUACAGACAAUCAUGAGGAUGUUACAGGUGUUGGUUCCUCAGGUGGAGAAGAUCUGUAUUGACAAGGGCCUGACAGACGAGAGUGAGAUCCUUAAGUUCCUGCAGCACGGCACCUUGGUGGGCUUGCUGCCUGUGCCCCACCCUAUCCUGAUCAGGAAGUACCAGGCUAACAGCGGCACCACCAUGUGGUUCAGAACCUACAUGUGGGGAGUGAUAUAUCUCAGAAAUGUUGACCCACCAAUUUGGUAUGACACAGAUGUGAAGUUGUUUGAAAUUCAGCGAGUGUAAAGCAGACAGACACAAGAUUUCAAUACUUUCUGUUGAUGUGGUAUAUGUAUAAAUAACUGUAAGAAUAUGAAUAGAAGUAUUAAUCUGUGUCAGUUUUUAAGAAUGAGUGGGAAAUAUAAUAGGUGGUUUUAGUCAUUUUUUUAUUCAAUUCAGAUCUGCAGCAUUUUACUGAUGUUUGUUGAAUUACAGAAAUAACCUCAGAGGAUACAGCAUGAAAAGGUCCCACAGCUUCAGACAAUAUCUCAGUUUGCCAUCUGCAUAUAUUACACGUAUAUAAUUAUAGAAUCUAUAAAUAUAUACACUAAUAUGUGUACGGACUUGCCUUGAAUCUCUAUACAUCUAUACAUGUGUGAUUUAAUUAAUUUCGUGCUCGGUUUCUGUAAAGAGCGGCACUUUAUUGCAAUAUAGCAUGGUAUCCCUUUGUGUUGCCAUUUCCAAACUGAGCUUACAAGGUCGGAAAAAUUAGAGUGGCAGUCUAAAUUUGAAAUGUGAAAAUAUCAGAUAUACUGUGUUGUUAGUUAUGAAUGAAAAGCUGAAAUUGUUUAUAAAGAAAGGAAAAAUGAUGACUGUAAAAAAAUUGUUGUGCUGGUUACUAUUUCGUUUUGUGACGAAACUGUCCAAACUUUUUUGGAAAUUAUGUUCUUGAAGCAGAUUACGAAAUACUCAUUAAUAUGAAGUUGCUUGUGUUGUGAGAAUUCUCUACUGGACAUUUUGAACAAAAAUUCAAACUGAAGAUAAGUAUGUGAAAGUGUUUUAAUAUAACCCUAUGUUAGUGUACUUGUGUAAAAAUACACGUAUUCUUUCAUUGUGAGUGUGACAAGACGGUAGAUACGUAUUCACGUUUCUGGGAUUUAUGUUAUGGUAAACACAAAAUACUAAAAUGUUACUUCACUGUGUAUGUACAGGUAUGGUUAAUGUGCAAUAAAAUGUUAUGAAGUUAUGCGAUUUAUAGAUGUAAUGCAACUACUGGUAUAUGUAAGUGGAAUAAUGAAAAGGUGAAACAUAAAAAGAUGUGAUAACUUUACACAAUUAAAACCAGUCUUUAUAAAAUGUGGGAUAUAUACAUACAGGAAUGUGUGGAUCAUCAUUCAGUGGAAAAAUGGUGUUGGUUUUCCACGAAGAUCAACAUACAUACAUCCUAUUCAAUGAGAUAUUUGGGGGGGGGGGGGGG